This is a messenger RNA of Beta vulgaris subsp. vulgaris (sugar beet), 829 nucleotides long. RefSeq names its product EG45-like domain containing protein. The coding region runs from base 205 to 663 and encodes 152 amino acids. Lineage: Eukaryota; Viridiplantae; Streptophyta; Magnoliopsida; Caryophyllales; Amaranthaceae. The transcript is spliced from 3 exons. The record is from RefSeq and is a predicted model, not a curated record.
AAAUCCGCACACAAUAUAAAUAAUAACGUUAUACAACCACAUCACAUGCAUGAUGGCAUGAUGCCUAUUAAAGCAGUAAAUAGGCCAACCCCAGAAUCAUACAUUAAUCAAUAAUCUCACGGUAGUUAGACUAGUGGUUACAACUUACAAAACAAACAAAGAAAUUGGAAGUUUGUGACUCAAUUUCUUUCUGAAGAAAGGCAUAUGAAAAUGAGUAGAAUACAUCAAGUUUCAGAAUCAAAGCUGCAGAAAUGGCUGUUGUUAUUAUCUCUGAGUCUCCUCUCCAUCUACGUUCCCCUCUCCUUCGCUGACCUUGGCACGGCUGCCCGCUACAGUACACCCUAUCUUCCAACCGAAUGUUACGGCCACGAUGCGACGGUUUUUCCAGCAAACAGCCUUUUCGCGGCGGCCGGAGAAGGGAUAUGGGACAAUGGGGCGGCCUGUGGGAGGCAAUACAUGGUGAGUUGCAUAAGUGCAAAUGCCCCUAGUAGUUGUGUUCCAGGCAGCACCAUCCAAGUCAAGAUUGUUGAUCGUGCAGCCACUGCUGUGUCUAAAGCCUCAAGUAGGGGGGCCGCACUUGUCCUCUCUACUACUGCCUUUGAUCAGCUUGUUAGGCCCCCUUCUACCACGUCCAUCAACAUUAUGUUCCAACAAGUAUCAUGAUGAUAUGGAGAUCAAUGGACAUUCACAUUGUAUAAAAAAAGAUAGAAAAUUGACGGGAAGGUCUAGAAGCAGUGUACAUUCACAUUGUAUAGUGCAUCCACAUACAUCUGCGUUCUUUUCUUUAAGAAUGAUCUUAUUUAACUAAAUCUUUUCUGUGUUUAAUAAA